UAUAAACAUGGUGUAGAAGUGGUAAAUAAAAAUGGAAGCAGAAGAAUAUAAGAAACUUCUUGAGCAGCAGUCUCAAUUGGUAGCCGUGAUGCAGCAACAAAUGCUCAUGCUACAAGAGCAAGUAAAAAAUGUCACAUCGCCAGAUGUUAAAAGCCGCGUGUCCGUGCCCUGGCCACAACCUUUAGAAGUAGAUGAUGGCGAUCCUUAUGAAAAUCUUACCUUUUUCAAGAGCCGCUGGGAAGAUUAUUGCCUUGCUACCGGAAUGAAUACUUGGAGUACCGAAAAAGAUGAAACAAAAGCCGGCCUUCUCCUCAGCGCAAUCGGUAGCAAAGCCAUGAAAAAAUAUAUGGAUUUUGGCUUGUCUGAGAUAGAGAAGAAGAGUCAAAAUGAAAUAUUAGCAAAAAUGGAAAAGGUCAUAUUUCAAAAAACAAAUGUAAUAUACUCGAGGUACUUGUUCAAUAUCAAAAACCAGAAUGAAGAAAGCUUUGACGAGUAUUUACUGGCUCUGAAGAAAUUGGCUAAAAGAUGCGAUUAUAAAGAGUUUGAGGAAGAGAUUUUAAGAGACAGAAUUGUGGUGGGAAUAAAAGAUGGUGAAGUGAUAAAAGAGUUGCUAAAAAAGCAAGAUCUAACUUUAGAAACAGCCAUCAAUAUCUGUCGUGCUUCUGAGGGUGCUGCUGCACAAGUUGCAGAUCUAAAAAAAUCUGAAGAGGUCAACAAGAUUAUCAAAAAAAAGCUAAAGCUGGAUAAGGACACACCUAAAAAGUGUAAAUUCUGUGGAGGUGUUCAUGUAUAUCAAAAGAAAGUAUGCCCAGCCUGGGGACAGCGUUGUGAAGAAUGUGGGGGCCGAAACCAUUUUAAAAGGGUUUGUAAGAAGCGGGGAACGGUAAAAGAAUUACAAGAAGACUCGGAUGACAGUGUAAUCAUAGCGGAGGUGAGGCACAAUGAAGAGUCAGGUCAUGCUGAGGCACCACUGUUGUUCCAUAUUGGUGAGAAAAAACAGAAAAUAUACUGUGCUUUGGACACAGGAGCUGCAGUUUGUGUGAUGGGAGCAGAAUAUUAUAAAAAGUUAACGGGUCAAAAGGAUUUAUUGGCUUUGACUCCACCAGUAAAAAAGCUGAAAGCUUUUAACGGCUCUCCCAUCAUUAAUUAUGGAAGUGCAUCCUUCAUAGUCACCAGAAAGAAUAAGGAUUAUAAAUUAAACUUUCACAUUGUUAAUGUAAAACAUGAACCGCUUUUAUCAGAGAAAGCUUGUGUAGCUCUGGGCUUUAUUCAAUACUGUGAUGAAGUAUCAACAGAGCUGGAUCGUUCUAAAGCAGAGCAAAUAAUGAAACAAUAUGAAGAUGUCUUUGAGGGUUAUGGCAGCCUCCCAGGUGAAGUGUCAUUAGAGCUGGAUGAAUCAGUUCCGGCCCGGAUUCAGCCUGCACGUCGAGUCCCAGUUGCACUAAAAGAAAAAUUAAGAAUGGAACUGGAACAACUAGAAGCUGAUGGCAUCAUAGUAAAGGAGACGCAGCACACAGAUUGGGUGGCUCCGUCUCCCGUUCGGGCUCUGUUCAUCGCCUGAGAUCUUCCAGCAACAACUCACCAGUCUCCUUAAGGAUCUAAAAGGCAUUGAGAUUAUAGCUGAUGAUAUUUUAAUUUAUGGAGUUGGAGAGAC
This is a messenger RNA of Cydia splendana, 1654 nucleotides long. RefSeq lists its product as uncharacterized. The record is from RefSeq and is a predicted model, not a curated record. Bases 32 to 1561 code for a protein of 509 amino acids. NCBI's taxonomy places the organism in Eukaryota, Metazoa, Arthropoda, Insecta, Lepidoptera, Tortricidae. The transcript has 2 exons.